CCGCCUCUCCAAGUGAAGGGGUCGUGAGCCCUCAUCCAGGGUUCCCUUCAUUGAAUAGCAUCAUUGCCUUCGUCAUCUCCAGCUAGUUUCCGGGCGCGUGAUACCCUUUCAAUAUUUCUUUUGGGAAUCGUUUGCGCCAUUAUUGUUCACCUACCAGCCACUCGUACGCAGUGAAUGAUUCUCUCGUCAUUCAUUUCAAAGUCACCACCCACUCCCCGACCGCAUCACUUUGCCCUUCGGAAUCUGGGUCUAGUCACAGCACCAGCAAACGACAAGGUCGGCCUCAUAAUGAGAAACAUGGCUGGCAAUAAGAGCAAGGCAAACGGUAUGCGGCCAAAGGGGUCAGAAAAACGGACCUCCGGUGUGCAGAGCGCUUCGACCACCACCGAAACGAGCCGCUUUCUCUUUAAAACGGCAACAGCAACAACUGCAAAGACCGCACCUGCCAGAACUCCCAGAAACCCCUUCGUCUUGCCAUCAGCUGCGCCCUCAACGGGCCCAAGCCCUAGCAUCACAACUACCAUCACCACCACCACCACCGAAAUAAAAACCCACACGCCUCUUUCGAAGGAAGACUACCUUGCGCAAGCCGAGAGGCGGUAUUUGGCCAGCCGUGCCAGAGCAGACGCUGAGCUCAGGAGAUUGUACCAAACCCGCCCAUUUGCCAAAGGUGCUGUCAAACGUUAUACCCAAAGGAGAUCACAGUGGGCGGAAUCUAGGAGGCGAUUGCAAAAAGCCGGCGCUUUCUUAGAGAACACCAUGGGCACCUUCAGCAAUGCUCAUGCUUUGAACAACUCAAGACCCAGCGCGUCUGCCUCUAAGCCUCUACGAAAGACGUCACCCAAAGUCUCACCAGAGCCAUCGUCCGCCAAACCCCCGGCCCUUGUUCAGAACAGUUUCAGUAUAGGCGACCGUCCUGAUGAUGACUGCAGCAAGGCCCCCAGUGUCACCAGCAGCUCCGACGAGACUGUCAAGUCAGACACUAGGACGGUUGACUCACUUUCCACAAACAUCACGACGCCCGAUUUGUCCGAUUGUGACAGUUUGGUCAAAACUGCGACCAAGCUGACCAAGCAGAAGACGACAUCCUCAUCAGCUGUGAUUCCCCCUUCACAAACUCAGCCCGAUCUUGUCACAGAACAACCUAGUCUGAAAGCGGAAAAGUUCAAAAUCACCAUCAACGUCGAACCCAUAGCUUCAUCGAAGGAGUCCAAGUCGUCAACCCAAAAAGCCAAAGAGGAUGCGGUGCCAACAACCACCAACGGCUCUCUGACGCCCAAGAAGUCAGUUGACCAAAAGGGCGAGAAGAAGCAGAAAUCGAGCAGCGACAAGGCGGACGGUCAAGAAAUUCCGAAGGAGAAGAAGUCCAAGAAGCACAAGCGGGAUGAAGUCAACCAGGAGGAAGGUACCAGCGAGCAGCAGCCCAAGGCGAAAAAGUACAAGACCUCAGCAGAGCCCCCCACAUGCGCCGGUGCCGCCAUGAGUCCUGCCUCCAUCGACAAGUCAUAUAAACCCUACCCGAACGUGCCCCCGGAAAUCAGGAAGGAGCUCUUCAUCAUCAAAGCCGAAGAAAUGCUCUAUAACCCGCUCGGCUAUGAUGAUCUUGUCUACGAUGACAACAGGCCCAGGAGCAAGCGUCCGAAGUGGAGGAAGACUGGUCGCAACACAGGUCACAACGACAUGAUGAUGUCCGGUGGUAUUGGUCCUGCCGAUCUCUCUUCUACUUCCCACAAGUUGGGCAAGGGUGGCGCCAACAAGAAGAACCGGUCGGACGGUGAGGACAGUCUGUCGAAGCAGGUGCUCAAGAAGGGUCACAACAAGCGGGUUGCGGAGGAGGUUGCUUCGCUCAAGAAGUCGUCGGCGACGGCGGAGUCGGGGUCGAGUUUCGGUAAGAAGAGGGAGAAAGAGUUCAAGAAGAAUAAGUACGGCCAUCGGGAUCAGCAGGGCGGGACGAACUGGAAGCACAAGCCAAAUCAGUCGGGGAGCUUGGCGGCUAAGUUCAGGAAGCACAAGUAACUGGAAAGUUGCAGAACAGUGACGAGCGGGAGAAGACCAGCAAAGUCCAAAAUGGACCAUUGACGACGGGCGAAGACUUGAGGUCCAGAGGCUGCUUCAUAUAACUCUGACGGGAGAAAGAUGAUUGCCACGUCUGAGGACAGGAGACUUACCUUUUCUCCCUCUCGCCAACUUUGCCCGCAAUUCCAUAUACAUGGCUAAGGCGGGAAUCAGACCGGUCCUCGUAGACGGGUCACACCCAGAGGAAAAAUACGAGUGGUUGUCCUUUUCUACGACUGUUGCAUGGCUCUAAAGCGCAUGGUAGCAUUUAUAGUGGCGAGCGGAGGUUAUUAUUUGCAUAUUUGCUUUUAUCUUGUCAUUUGGCGCAGCGGUGGUUAAAACAAAGGCAUAUUUCUAGAUGGACGGCAAGAAAGCAAAGAGGGGGGCGAGAUGGGCACAAUACACGGCGGACUGGUGUGUGGCGUGGCGUAAUCGCAUUUGAAACCUUCGGAAGGCCGGUUUGGCAAGAAUACUAGAGCUUCUUGUGCCUUUCCUUUUCAUGUUCCAAGAUUUAGUGCCUCAUCAUUGAAUGCCAUAUAGUCAUUUGUCGGAAUAGAUACCCAAGUUAAUAUCGUCGCUCAUAUAUCAGUGGCGAGACAAGGAAG
Molecule: messenger RNA, 2660 nt
Organism: Neurospora crassa OR74A
Lineage: Eukaryota; Fungi; Ascomycota; Sordariomycetes; Sordariales; Sordariaceae
Exons: 1
Coding region: 175-2016 (613 amino acids)
Source: RefSeq, a predicted model, not a curated record